AUGACUUCGCCAGCAUAUAGCCAUCACUUCUCCAUCAACAAUCUCCCCUUUGGAGUGGCAUCCUCAUCCCAGCAUCCUCAACCCCAAUGUGCUACACGCCUCAACAACACCGUCAUCUUCCUCGGAGACCUGCAGCGAGCCGGUCUCUUCAGCCAGGUCUCCGGUCUGCCAGCGGGAACAUUCGACAACUCCACCCUGAAUGCCUUCGCAGCCCUAGAUAAACCAGUCCACAAGCAAGUCCGACAAGCGCUGCAAUCUGCCUUGCAAGAAUCCGGAGUCGAGCACCUGCCCACAGGCAGCAUGGAACCCAUCACUGCUGUCCAGAUGCAUCUUCCCGUCUCCAUUCCAGCGUUUACGGACUUCUCUUGCAGCCUCGACCACGUCAAAAACGCAGGCAGGGCAAUCCUGAACGACGAAACCCCGCCACCAGGUUUCUUCCACUUCCCCAUCGGCUACGGCAGCCGCGCAAGCACUAUCGUUCCUUCAGGGACACCAAUUACCCGGCCCCUAGGCCACUUCUACGACAGAUCCGCGCCGACCGAGAAGAAGCCCGUGAUCUACGAGCCCUCACGGGCAAUGGACUACGAGGUCGAGAUCGGUGCUGUAGUCGGCAAGCCCCUGCCACCGCACCACGGUCUGAACGCCAAGGACGCAGACGAGCAUAUAUUCGGGCUGGUGAUUCUGAACGAUUGGAGCGCCCGCGACAUCCAAGGUCUUGAAAUGGUCCCUCUCGGCCCGCUUAACGGCAAAGCCUUCGGAACCACCAUCUCCCCCUGGAUCGUGACUCUGGACGCGCUGGAGCCAUUCAAGGCCCCCGGUCCUGAACCCCGCGUCUCGCUGCCGAGACACCUCCAGGACACUGUUGACUUCAACUACGCCAUCAGCAUGAAGGUCGAGCUGGAGCAUGGCGCGUCCACGACGCUGCUGAGCGAGUCCCAGGCCCGGGACCUAUUCUGGAGUUGUCGGCAGAUGUGUGCGCAUCUCGCCAGCACGGGGUGUGACUUACGGACGGGAGACAUCCUGGGCACGGGCACGGGCGGGAAGGUGCCUCUGGCGUUGUCAGAUGGGUCGCCGAGACACUUCUUGCAGGAUGGGGAUGUGGUGAGGAUGUCGGCGGUGGCCGGGGAUGUCUCGUCGGGUGUCGGGUUCGGCGAGUGCGUUGGUGAAUUGAAGCCAGCAAGGGCGGUCCAGUAG
Aspergillus thermomutatus is the source of this 1194-nucleotide messenger RNA. Its product is annotated as fumarylacetoacetate hydrolase family protein. NCBI's taxonomy places the organism in Eukaryota, Fungi, Ascomycota, Eurotiomycetes, Eurotiales, Aspergillaceae. The transcript has 4 exons. Bases 1 to 1194 code for a protein of 397 amino acids. The record is from RefSeq and is a predicted model, not a curated record. Gene Ontology annotation, molecular function: fumarylacetoacetase activity. Gene Ontology annotation, biological process: L-tyrosine catabolic process; L-phenylalanine catabolic process; homogentisate catabolic process.